This is a messenger RNA of Volvox carteri f. nagariensis, 836 nucleotides long. RefSeq lists its product as uncharacterized. Bases 1 to 654 code for a protein of 217 amino acids. The transcript is spliced from 4 exons. Lineage: Eukaryota; Viridiplantae; Chlorophyta; Chlorophyceae; Chlamydomonadales; Volvocaceae. The record is from RefSeq and is a predicted model, not a curated record.
AUGAAUAUUUGGCGGGGUCCUUUGGCUGUGGUGGGCAAGGGUCGCAAGUGCCCCUCGCCCCCGAUCUCGCCCCACCAGUUUUUUCCCGUUUCCCAGACAGAGCGUCCUUCACGUCCGGGUGCGCGAGUACUACCGUAUUUGGAUGAUUUCCUAAUCAUGUUUACGUCCGAGGAGCAAGCAUGUUUUUGCGCGCGCUGGGUGCGUGAGAGUAUCGAGUUUUGGGGUUUGUCAUGUCAUCCCACCAAAUGCCAGUGGGAGCCGUCGCAGUCAGUGUAUCACUUAGGCAUUACUGUCAAUACGGCAGCUGGUGUGUUUGAGGUGCCUAAGCAAAAGCUCGCAAAAUUGUGGUGGCUGGCGAUUUGGUUGCGGAUCACGGCAAAGCGUCUGGUGCAGAAGUGCGAGCUGGCUAAGUUUUGUAGUUUUGCACAGAGCAUCAAAUUGGCCCUUACUCCAGCUCUCUUAUUUCUCCGCAAUUGUUACGAUGAUGUGAAGCAACCGGCUCCAUCUCCCAAGGACUCUCGUUGUUGCAAUUACCUUUACAUUAACAAGGCUCACAAGCAUCCUAAGUAUUGGUACUGGUACUAUAUUGGUAUCAUCGCCACCGAACACACUGCCUCUCCGCGUAUAACCGAUUAUUGUAGUUAUACCAGUUAACAUCCAACCAGUAAACUCGUUAUUAUACGCAGUUAUAACAACGGAAGGAGUUGACGGCCUUCACCCGGGGGGGGUGAAAGAGGGGCUUUCCCCCCCCCUCAACCCCCCGGGUAGCCAAGCACACACAUACACACACAAACCGCCCUCGCGUCUCAGUUUUGUUAAGAUAGACGAAAAGAAAU